Carassius auratus (goldfish) is the source of this 5510-nucleotide messenger RNA. RefSeq names its product calpain 12 (gene capn12). Gene Ontology annotation, cellular component: cytoplasm. Gene Ontology annotation, molecular function: calcium-dependent cysteine-type endopeptidase activity; calcium ion binding. The coding region runs from base 135 to 2285 and encodes 716 amino acids. The transcript has 21 exons. The record is from RefSeq and is a predicted model, not a curated record. Lineage: Eukaryota; Metazoa; Chordata; Actinopteri; Cypriniformes; Cyprinidae. Gene Ontology annotation, biological process: negative regulation of apoptotic process; proteolysis.
CCUCCCAGGGGCAGUCAACUCGAGAGGGUGGGAAUAGGAUGGGAUGUGCUGCUGCUCCAAACUUUUCUAAAGCUCAAAAACGUCAGCACAGGUUGGGACAGUACUACCACAUCUGAUCCUACCCACUGACCUAAAUGUCUGAGUUAGGCUCCUUUGACAAUCCGGUUAAAUUCAAAGAUCAAGACUAUGACGUCCUGCUGCAGAAGUGCAUCAAAUCUGCAGUUCUGUUCUCAGACACGGUGUUCGCGGCGAACCAAAGCUCCCUCGGUAUUCCUGUGGAUCCUGACCCUAAAAAGGCAGUGAAGUGGCUGCGCCCAAAGGAAAUCACAAGUAAUGCUGUCUUUGUUGAGGGCACCAUGGGCACCACCGAUAUCUGCCAGGGCCAGCUGGGUAACUGCUGGCUGCUGGCGGCACUGUCCUGUCUCACCAUGCACCCGACUCUGUUUGUGAAAGUGGUUCCAUCUGGACAAAGCCUGAGUGAAUCCUACGCUGGCAUCUUUCGUUUUAGGUUCUGGCAGUAUGGUGAGUGGGUGGAGGUGGUAGUGGAUGACAGGCUGCCUGUGAGAGAGGGCCGUCUGCUUUUCAGCUACUCUCGCACCACCAACGAGUUCUGGAGCGCAUUGGUGGAGAAAGCUUAUGCCAAGCUGAUUGGUUCUUAUGGCAGUCUGAAGGGGGGAAUUAUCUCAGAGGGAAUGGAGGAUUUUACGGGGGGCAUUGCCUACUCCCUCCACGUGUCUUCUCGGCCCCCACGCAUGCUCUGGAGAGCCAUCACAGCUGCCCUGGCCAGGAGCAGUCUGCUCAGCUGCUUCAUACAGGCUGCGAGUGUGAAGGAGAUUGGCAGUGUGACUUCAGAGGGUCUUAUCAAAGGUCAUGCCUAUGCCAUCACUGAUACAGAUAAGGUCCAGAAGGCGUCUGAAGAGGUCCUGCUGCUGAGGCUGCGGAACCCAUGGGGGUUUGUUGAGUACUGUGGACCCUGGAGUGACAAGUGUCAGGACUGGGAUUUUAUAGAUGAUGCUCAGAAGGCCAGACUUGAGUUGGCCAAAGUUGAAGAUGGAGAAUUCUGGAUGGGAAUAGAGGACUUUUGCCGGCUGUUUAAUACAGUGGAAAUGUGCAGUGUGAAUCCGGACUCUAUGUCGGGGGAGGCGAGUGAUGACACGGACACCCCGUCCUGGACACUGAGCUCACAUCAAGGCACCUGGGUCCCCAUGUGCUCUGCUGGGGGCAGCCGUCGUUACCCAAGAUCUUUCUGGAAAAAUCCUCAGUUCCAGAUGAUUCUGUCUGAGAAAGAUGUGGAUGAGCAUGAUUAUGGAGAGGAUGAGGAAGGGGAGGAAGGAGACGGAGAAGACGAUGAAGAAGGUGUUGUGGUGGCUCCUGUGAGCAAGACUGAGAAACAGGGAGAGAAGAAGAAGAAGUGCACGGUCCUGGUGGAGCUUCUCCAGAAAUACCGCAGACAAAAAGAUAAAGUCCACUUUCUCUACAUCGCAUUUCACAUCUACAAGGUUCCCCUUGAGCUGCAGGACAAACCAGGAUCUCUGGACCAGCACUUCUUUUCCAACAACCGUUCAGUUGCUCGCUCUGGAAAGUACCGUAGCAUCAGGAGCGUGUGGCGGAAGGUGCACCUGGAGCCUAGCAGUUAUGUCAUCGUAGCCUCCACCUACAGGCCCAACCAGCAGGGGGAGUUCUUCCUCCGUGUUUACACCAAAACCGGCAACAUACAGGGGUUCCAGGAUUUCCCCUGCACCAACAACUACUCUGUGGUGGUAAUGUCAAAGCCGGUCUUACCUGAGGAUCUGUUCAGAGUGCAGAAGUGGUUUGAUGAAAAGGCCGGAUCAGAUGACAGAGUGAAUGCUGUGCAGUUUAUGAAUCUGGUGAACUCAGUGUUGGAAAAAGAAUAUGAACUUCCUCUGGAGACCUGCAGACAGCUCAUCUUUGGGGAAGAUACUGGGGGCAGAGGCCGUCUGAACAGAGCUCAAGCAGAGAAGCUGCUCACCUCCCUGCGCAAUCUGCAGUCUGUCUUUUUCCAGUUUGAUGAGGAUUCAUCAGGAACCAUGAGUCCGUUCGAACUCAGUUUGGCUCUGAAUGCUGCAGGUGUGGAGUGUGACAAUGUUGUGCUACAGCUGUUGUGGGAGAGGUUUGGCGCUGGUGAACAAUACCUGCCUUUCUGUGGCUUUGUGUCUUGUGUUGCCAGACUGCAGGUGCUCUUUGAUCUUUUUGAGUCGGAGACCAACCCCGAGUUGAAGGACAAGGGCAUCAAUGCUUGGCUCCUGAAGCUGUUGGCUGUGUGAGCCUGUCCAGACCCGACACCUCAGCGGGACAGACCUGCUAGGCCAAGACCACUCUGACGUCAUCCACCUGAGCCUACGUCUCCUACAUCUCCCCCUCUUCUAUCUCAUUUGUGAUCUGCGGACCUUUGUCCUGCAGUUACAUCCACCCACUCACCGCUCCAUCAGUUGGGGUCUAUGACCGUGUAGGUCAUUACUGCCUGGAUACAAAACAGCAUUUCGCAUUUCAUCCCCCUCGGCCCACCCUAACAUAAUGUGUAUGUGUAUUUGCAUUCAUAAUAAGCAAAACAUGUGAGAUAUUUUAACAGGAAUAUUUUACUCGUAAAUGACCAUUCUGUUAUCUUUUACUCACUCCCACGUCAUUCCGAACCCACAUGACUUUAUUUCUUCUGUGGAGCGCAAAAGAAGAUACUUAGCAGGAUGCCCAAGCUGCUGUUUUAAUGAAAGUCAAUGGAGACCAGGGACAGUCGUGAUCACCGUUCACUUUUAUUGUAAGGAAAAGAGAAGCUCGGACAUUCUUCUUAAUAUCUUCUUUAAAGUGAUUUGGAUUUGAAAUCAAGGUAAAUGAUGAAAAGAAUGUGUUUAAAUCUAUAUUUUAAACCAAUUACCCACAUUUACCCAUGUCAAUUUAAUGUUAAGUUAGUGUGAUUUAGUGCCAGCAAAUUUGAUAUGUGAUUACUCAAAAUAUCAUGCAAUUAAUUGGAUUCAAAUUUUGAGUCAUUGAUUGCUUUAAUUAUUGGUGAGGCAUUAUACAGUCAUAGAUUUUGAACAGUCAUAUCUGCUUUCAUAUGCUUUUAGAAGACGAGCAGGACUGUUGACUGUUGAUGCAUUUAAACCAGAGGAUCGUUAUUAUGCUUGUAACAAGGAGCCUAAUUGCAUUUUUUUCUUUUUUCAUACAGCAUGAGUUGUACUUCCUCUUCUACCGUUUUCCCUCUUAGGAACAUUUAUGCAUCUCUGCUCCGUCUUUAAAAGUUGAGAAUGUUUUUUACCUCCAAAUAUAAAAGUACAAGUCAUAAUCUUUCAUCACGGGGCAUUUCUAUAUUAAUUUUUAUCUGUGCGUAUACCUACACCUCCACACACAUACACACACACUCACACACACACACUCACACACACACAUUGUUCAGGGAGCAAGAUAGUAGCUGUGGGUAUUAAAAGCGAUGUCUCAGCAGCCCUGCACGCACCGGCUCUAUUCUUAUCGCUCUGACGCCACGCACAGCGUCAUCACGCCAUCGCUCCCUCCUCCGCUACGCUCUCCCUGCAUCCCUCCCUCCAGCUCUCUCUAGUAACUGUCUCAUUCUCACAAUCUGCUUCCUCCUCGUUGCGUACCUUGCGCUCGCUCACUCACACAUGCGUGUAUGCUUGCUCACACACACACACGCGCUCUUGUCCUCUCUCCCGCUGCUCCUAUUAAUAGAAACCUUUGCUCACACAAUGCUUCCUCUCUGCUGUAAGGUGACCGAACAGAGGUUGCCCCCAGCAACAGUCCAAGCGCCUCUGGAAAUGACAAGAAAAAGCAUGCACGCACGUCCGUCAUUACUCUCUCAAUCACUUCCUCUUCCAUAAUUUUCCCAGGUACAUCUUGUACUUUUUAUUCCAUGAUCCCUAAGUGUAUUCGCUUCUCUAAAAGCUACUCUUGACUCGGUUAUCUCUGUCCGCCUGUCUUGCUUUCUUUCUGUGAAGUGAGCCAGAAUAAUUGUCCAAAAAUACUAGGAUCCAUUAGCAUUUCUAUUCAUCAAUCUGGCAGAAGAUUCCCAGAACUAUGCAAUUUGAAAUCUGCCGUCUCAAAUCUAAAAAACAAUUUGAAAUCUGCCAUCCUUGCUCAUGGGCGCUCAGUUCAGUUACUUGUUUUGGACCAAUUACUUGAACCCCAAAUGUCUUGUGGCUAAACACUCUUGACUUGAUUAGCUGAGGGCAACACAAGAAAGCUCACAGUCCCAAAUCCUUUGGAGUAGGCAUGAAAAUCAGCAGAGAACAAUAUGUCCAUUUUAUGCUUCUAAAAGCUUUCCAGGAAAAAAAAAACAGGCACAGGUAAAAAUUUUUGUUUUACCAUUUGCUCCAAUAGCAAAAUUUCUACACUACAGAGAUCGGUUACGUUGGUCAGAAGAGAGAAAGAAGUCAAAUUUGCCAUCUCUUCUUCAGCCGUUGUAUUAAAAAGCAGCAUUAACCAUUUUUUUUCUGUAAUUUGCCAAUCAUUUAUAGCGUAAUAAAUGUACAUUAAUAAAAAAAAAUGAAAAUAUAAAAAUUGCUAGAUUUACAAUGCUUAUAACUCAUCACAGUUUGCAAAAAGGGUUCAUUAUUAAGUGGCAUCUUCUAACAAACAUUCUUGCAUUUAAAUAAUAUAUAUGUUUUGUCCACCAAUAUAAAACUUAAAAUUUACAAUUACACUCGGGACACUAGGAAUCAAAUAAAACCCAUGAAAGUUCAGUUUUCUUUGAAGUAAAAAUACUGAAUAGCCACAAAAUACGUACUUUGCCACCAAAUACAUACCAUUCUAAAGCACUCAUAAUGUUUUAUCAGUGAUUUGGCUUAAAAUAGAAGUAUUGAAUUACCCCCCCCCCCCCCCCACCAAAAAAAAACAAAAAAAAAAACAGAGGGUUAGUGUUUACCUGUGGAUAGAAUGAAAGUGUCUGCCAAAAACACAGCAGACCAAGGUUAUUCACACAGACCCAGUAGCUUCCUAACACAUUUUGCACUUGGCUUAUAAAUAGGCAAGAACUAUUCCUUUGCUUGUUUUUGGUGUUGUUAUUCAGUUGGGAAUUCAUUUGUUGUGAUAUAAUAACAUAAUAAUAACAAUAUUACGUAGAAUAAUUAUUAAGCAUAAAAAUGAGCUUCUCCCUUUUCGAUGAGGUGUGAAAUCUGUCUCUGACUGGCGUUUUUAAAACCUUUUUCUGCUGCCAUUUUUCAAUCAAAUGUUCACUCCAAUCAGAUAACGCAUAUUUGUUUGGAAAGAAAUAGGUAUCAAUUAAAAAGUUUGCCCAACUGAAUGAGUACAAGCCAAGAUGACAGAAAUAUCAAAAAUGUGUGCAGUUUCCUUUCUGAGAAACAUGGACUAAAAUAACUGAGAAAGAAUUGGGUUUCUGGCAGAUAGAACAUUUACUUUGAAUAUAAUUACUAAGGAGGAAAUAGGCACAGCAGCUUGCCGAACAUGUGUUUGUGUGACAUAGACUGAUUCAGAAUUGCAGGGUUGAAUGAAUAAAUUCCUCCAACCUUUUCUCCACCUCCCUC